AUGGCGGACAACAGUCGAGCUCCACAAAUUGUCACGUUUGGUUACAAGGACUAUGAACUGGACCGUGAAAACAAAAAAAGAUUUGCCAGAUGCAGAGUAUGCAACACACGGAUUUCGGACACGACAACCACAACGUCAAAUUUCAUCCGACACUACAAGAACCACAAGGAAAGAUAUGAUGAAUAUCUCAAAACCAAGAUACACUGCAGCGAUCUUCAGCAGCCUUCCAUGUCGCAGUUCAUUGUGCCCCAGACUACUACAUAUCCAGUCAACCACCCACGACAAAAAGCCAUUACAGAAGCAAUUAUAUCUGAUCUAAUCAUUAAUAGCAACAUGCCCCUGUCUAUCACUGACAACAAGCUCUUCAUUCACUUCCUGUCCAUUAUGGAUGCAAAAUAUACUGCAGUGAGCCGCAGAACCGUCACCUCAAGACUUGAAGCUAUGGUGUCUGAGAGACGAUCAAAGCUGAUAAGGGAAAUAGCCACAGUUGAAAAUCUGUCUGUCACUGUUGACAUCUGGUCAGACAGAAGAAUGAGAGGCUACCUUGGCGUCACUGGUCACUGGAUGGACACUACAGCAGAUGCAAUAACAUUGAAAUCUCAUCUACUAGCUUGCAACCGCUUCAAGGGGUCACAUACAGGAGAGAGAAUAUGUGCAAAUAUGAAGAAGGCAUUCACCACAUGUUUUCCCAGUUCAGAUGAAGCAGAUGAGAAUGAUGAUGACUGCCUUGAUGAUGCAGAGCUUUGGAAUGCCCUUCCAGUGGAUGAGGAGGAGAGGCUGAAUGUGACACUGACCUCCAAAAGUCAGCACAGACUACAGUGCUUUGCACACACACUACAAUUGGUUGUUGGUGAUGGUCUUAAAGAGACCAGGGCUGUCAGUGCGGCUCUGGCCAAAGCGUCACGGAUCAGUUCUCUGCUCCACACAAGUACUUCUUUUAAAGAGGAAUUUGAGAAAGAAUUUGGCCAACGUGGAGUUCCUGCUUCUGUUGUUACUCGAUGGAAUUCGACAUUCAGACAGGUGAAGUCUUUGCUUAGCUGUGACUACCAAACUUUGUGCAAGGUUUUGGAUGUUAGAGGGCACAGAGAGACUAUUUUCACUGUAAGCGAGUGGGCUCAGAUCAAAGAUCUGGUCAGCAUUCUGAAGCCCUUUGCUGAUGCCAAUGAUCUCACACAGGGAGACAAAGUUGUAACCAUAAGUGCUGUGAUUCCCUGUGUUCUCUCCCUCAACCACCACUUGGAAAACCAGAAAGAAAGAACACAAUACUUGGUCAACCUAGUCCACAGUCUUCAAAGAUCACUGCAAAAAAGAUUCAAAGGCAUCUUUGUCAAUGUAAAAAUGUCACAGCAACACACCAAUGAAGGGAUCCUGCCAUUCUCUGAUCCUGUUUAUGUCAAAGCAGCUGUUCUUGAUCCAGCUUUUGGAGUUAUGUGGAUAGAGCAUGAUGUAUUGGUUGAUGACAAGCUGAAGGAGCAGUUGACUAUGGAAGUAAAAAAUCUGAUUCUCGAGGAGACAGACCAUACCAUUAUGGAACAGACAGGUCAUGGGGAUGAAGAAGAGCAAAUCAAAGGUGAUGAAACUGGGCUGUUCGUAUACCACAAAAAGCUGAAGAAAUCCACUCAUUGCAGCCCUGCUGCCCAGCUCAACCAUUACCUGGACAAUUGCGAUGGCCAGAACUGCCUUUUGUUUUGGGGAAUGAACAAGGAGGCAAUGCCUUCACUGUUCCAAAUAGCAAUGAGGGUAUUAGCUGUGCCUGCCUCAAGCGCACCUGUCGAGCGUGUGUUCAGCCAUGGAGGGAUUAUUAUGCGGCCCCAUCGUUCACAACUUAGCGCCAACGUCUUGUCAAACCUUAUUUUCUGUAAAUGCAACACGUUUUAGACCGUUUCAAUUAAAUUUAAUUAGAUUGUUUUACACAUUUCAGAGUGGAUUUCUUUUGUGUAAGCAACACUUUUAUUUUCAAAUAUUAAUGUUACACAGAUAUGCUUAUAAUUCAUAUAUAGUAAUGUGAAUAAGAU
Messenger RNA from Triplophysa dalaica, 2015 nucleotides. RefSeq names its product zinc finger BED domain-containing protein 4-like. The transcript has 3 exons. NCBI's taxonomy places the organism in Eukaryota, Metazoa, Chordata, Actinopteri, Cypriniformes, Nemacheilidae. Gene Ontology annotation, molecular function: protein dimerization activity. The coding region runs from base 1 to 1878 and encodes 625 amino acids. The record is from RefSeq and is a predicted model, not a curated record.